AUGCAGGAUAUAGUUGAGCCAAACGAAGAAGCCGUGGACUACCCUAUGGAAUCGCCGCGAACAGAACCCGAUCACUGCAUCGAACCGCCCACCGCGGGGGUGGCUCGAUCGGGACCGAGAGACUGGUUCCGAGACAUUGGAGGAAGUAAGGAAUCCGUGGGGGACCAAGCUUGGAUGGAUCCAGGUCUGUCUGAAUUCUUACGGGAACUUGCCGCUCAGAUGGCCCGGGGGGUAGUGCAGGCAUCCCAGAGGCCCAUCGGAUACGAGGACGGCAAGAACAUGAGGGAUUUCCUCGACCUUGCAGAGUUAGAUUUUAUCAAAAGAGGGCUAGAAGAACGGCUGUGGGGAGAAGAACUCAAAAGAUAUCUGCGGGGAGACGCCUUGAGGUUCUGGCUGUAUCUGCGUCGCACUGGAGAACCCUUAACUGAUUGGGAGCAAUUGAGACGGCGAUUCUGUGAGCACUUCUGUAAUAUUACUCUGGAACGGAUGAAGGUCAUGAUAGCAAAGAACGUCUGGAGGGGCGACCACCACGCAUACUCGGCGCGCUUUGCGGACAUCGUGGCUCAGGGGGUGACGGUGGCUCCAGAUAUGUUGGUGGGGUACUACCUGGCCAACCUGCCAGGUGAAAUACUCAGAGAGGUAACUCGAGGGGGAACAAGGAGAUUCGCAGACUGGCGGGACGCCGCCGCAGCCCUGGCUGCUAUGGCGACACCGUGGAAGGAUCUAUGCGAAGACCACCGUCGAUUCCGGCGAGACUUAGAGGACGCCACGCGUAGAUGGGCUAAAGGCGGGCGGGAGCCGGACCUAGUACGCGAACGAGAGAACAGGGACGACAGAAGGAAUGAGGCUUCGGACCCACGCUGCUACGCGUGCAGCGGAAGGGGACACACAGCAGCCAAUGCGGCCCAGCGUCAACCAAUCGGGGCAUUUAAACGGACGAGCCUAGCCGUUAAGGGAGACGAGCGGGCUAGGCGGACUAGGAGUGGUCAAGGGGCGAUGUGCGCGGUAGCGACAGGGCCGAACUCCAUUCCAGUCUCCCCGGAUUGGGGAAGGAGGUUGCUCGCGGGGAAGGAGCGGGAACGCCCCGAAGGCUCAGAUGUGGGGGAAACUCAGCGACCCCCGGCCGACCAGUCCCUCGUCGAGACUACGUUGCCAAUCAAGGAAUGGUCUAGGCGUGGGGUGGACCGCAGCGGCGAGCAGAACGACGCAACUACUGAGGGGGACCGCCCGCAGGACGCGGGCACUAAAGAACUACAAUGGUGGCGCGAGCAGGGGGUGCAGGGAGACGCCCUGCCACAGGGGACACUGUGUAGUGUGGGUAUGACCGCCGUGCUAAGAGUCGAAGUGGCCGGCAACCAGUGCGAAGCUCUACUGGAUACUGGCGCCUCAAG
Eimeria necatrix is the source of this 1391-nucleotide messenger RNA. RefSeq lists its product as hypothetical. NCBI's taxonomy places the organism in Eukaryota, Apicomplexa, Conoidasida, Eucoccidiorida, Eimeriidae. The record is from RefSeq and is a predicted model, not a curated record. The annotation marks the transcript as partial. The transcript is spliced from 2 exons.